This is a messenger RNA of Odobenus rosmarus divergens (Pacific walrus), 2248 nucleotides long. It is a transcript of the gene FGD2, whose product is annotated as FYVE, RhoGEF and PH domain containing 2. Gene Ontology annotation, cellular component: cytoplasm. Gene Ontology annotation, biological process: filopodium assembly; cytoskeleton organization. The record is from RefSeq and is a predicted model, not a curated record. The transcript is spliced from 16 exons. Bases 174 to 2144 code for a protein of 656 amino acids. Gene Ontology annotation, molecular function: metal ion binding; guanyl-nucleotide exchange factor activity. NCBI's taxonomy places the organism in Eukaryota, Metazoa, Chordata, Mammalia, Carnivora, Odobenidae.
CUUCCUUCCUCUGAAGCCGGGAGCAGGCCUACUGAGCCCUCUGGAAAGACCAGAGCACGUUCCAGGAUGCCUUAGCCCCUCUGUGACCCCAGGUGGGGGUGGCUGAGGGUGCUGAUUAGAGGUCUCCCUCCCUGCUUCAGGGGUGGCUGGGGACCACCGUGGAGGCCUGCAGAAUGGAGGGAGAAACUAAGAAGCUGGCAUCUGUGUCCAAUCUGGUGACUGUGUUUGAGAACAGCAGGACUCCAGGAGCAGCAUCCAGAGUCUGCAAGCUGGAGAUUGAACAUCGCCACCCUGGGUGCAGUCCUCCCCCACCUGCAGAGCCGUGGAAGGAGCCCAACCUUGGGGAGACCCUUGAGGGGUCCGAGCCCAGGAUGGUCAGCAGGAGGUACCUGAGCUCCCUGAAGAACAAGCUGUCCAGUGGGCCCUGGAGGAAAUCUUGCCAGCCUGGGACCCACCCUGGGCCAGGGACGCAGGAGCCUGAGGAAAAGAAGAUCGUCCGGGAGCUCCUGGAGACAGAGAAGGCCUAUGUGGCACGCCUCCAUCUACUAGACCAGGUGUUCUUCCAGGAGCUGCUGAGGGAGGCCCGAGGCAGCAAGGCCUUCCCCGAGGAUGUGGUCAGGCUCAUCUUCUCCAACAUCUCCUCCAUCUACCAGUUCCACGCACAGUUCUUCCUCCCGGAGCUGCAGCGGCGUCUGGACAGCUGGACCGCGACCCCCCGCAUCGGUGAUGUGAUCCAGAAACUGGCUCCAUUCCUGAAGAUGUACAGUGAGUAUGUCAAGAACUUUGAGCGAGCGGUUGAGCUGCUGGCCACCUGGACUGACAAGUCCGCACCCUUCCAGGAGGUGAUCACCCGCAUUCAGAGCAGCGAGGCCUCCGGCAGCCUGACUCUGCAACACCACAUGCUGGAACCUGUGCAGAGAAUCCCACGCUAUGAGCUGCUGCUCAAGGAGUACGUCCAGAAGCUGCCAGCCCAGGCCCCAGACUGGGCUGAUGCUCAGAAAGCGCUCGACAUGAUCUUCUCAGCCGCUCAGCACUCCAAUGCAGCCGUCACAGAGAUGGAGCGGCUGCAGGACCUGUGGGACGUGUACCAGCGCCUGGGUCUCGAGGACGACAUAGUGGACCCCUCCAACACCCUGCUCCGUGAAGGCCCGGUCCUCAAAAUCUCCUUUCGCCGCAGCGACCCCAUGGAGCGCUACCUUUUCUUGUUCAACAAUAUGCUGCUCUACUGUAUACCCAAGGUCAUCCAGGUGGGCGCCCAAUUCCAGGUGAGGACCCGCAUCGACGUGACCGGAAUGAAGGUGCGGGAGCUGACUGAUGCAGAGUUCCCCCACUCCUUCCUGGUGUCGGGGAAGCAGCGCACUCUGGAGCUGCAAGCCCGGUCCCAGGAGGAAAUGAUUUCCUGGAUACAGGCCUGCCAAGCGGCCAUUGACCAAAUCGAGAAGCGGAAUGAAACCUUCAAGGCUGCGGUCCAGGGCCCUGAGGGAGACACCCAGGAGCAGGAACUGCAGUCCGAGGAGCUGGGCCUCCGGGCGCCGCAGUGGGUCCGGGACAAGAUGGUGACCAUGUGCAUGCGCUGCCGGGAGCCCUUCAACGCCCUGACGCGCCGCCGCCACCACUGCCGAGCCUGCGGCUACGUGGUGUGCGCCAGGUGCUCUGACUACCGGGCUGAGCUCCAGUACGAUGACAAUAGGCCCAGCCGCGUCUGCUUCCACUGCUACACCUUCCUCACUGGAAACGUGCUCCCCGAGGACAAGGAAGACAAGAGACGGGGCAUCCUGGAGAAAGUGUCUGCAACAGGGUCCGAGCAGAGCCUCAUGUGCAGCUUCCUGCAGCUGGUCGGGGACAAGUGGGGGAAGAGCGGCCCCCGGGGCUGGUGUGUGAUCCCCCGGGAUGACCCCCUGGUCCUCUACGUCUACGCUGCCCCUCAGGACAUGCGGGCUCACACGUCCGUCCCCCUGCUGGGCUACCAGGUGACUGCAGGGACCCAGGCAGACCCCCGGGUCUUCCAGCUGCAACAGUCAGGCCAGCUUUACACCUUCAAGGCCGAAACUGAGGAGCUGAGGGACCGCUGGGUGAAGGCCAUGGAGCGGGCGGCCAGUGGCUGGAGCCCCAGGGGACCCAGUGAUGAAGACCUGUCUGACUGACCCCCAGCUGGCCCCUCUCCCCUUCAGAGCCUGGCUCCUGGCCCGGGCUGACCCUGCGGCCUCUGUGAUCCACCACCCUAAGCUGAGCUUUCAAAUAACCGGUU